This is a messenger RNA of Torulaspora globosa, 327 nucleotides long. It is a transcript of the gene SUI1, whose product is annotated as translation initiation factor eIF1. The record is from RefSeq and is a predicted model, not a curated record. The coding region runs from base 1 to 327 and encodes 108 amino acids. Gene Ontology annotation, biological process: translational initiation. Gene Ontology annotation, cellular component: eukaryotic 43S preinitiation complex. NCBI's taxonomy places the organism in Eukaryota, Fungi, Ascomycota, Saccharomycetes, Saccharomycetales, Saccharomycetaceae. Gene Ontology annotation, molecular function: RNA binding; ribosomal small subunit binding; translation initiation factor activity. The transcript has a single exon.
AUGUCUAUUGAAAACCUAAAAUCUUUCGAUCCAUUUGCUGACACCGGUGACGACGAAACUACAACUGCUAACUACAUUCAUAUCCGUAUCCAACAGAGAAAUGGUAGAAAGACGCUAACCACAGUUCAAGGUGUCCCAGAAGAAUAUGAUUUAAAGCGUAUCCUCAAAGUCCUGAAGAAAGACUUUGCAUGCAACGGCAACAUCGUCAAGGACUCCGAUAUGGGCGAAAUUAUCCAGCUGCAGGGCGACCAAAGGGCCAAAGUGUGCGAAUUCUUGACCACCCAGCUGGGCAUGCAAAAGAAAAACAUCAAGAUUCACGGUUUUUAA